Messenger RNA from Fusarium musae, 1995 nucleotides. RefSeq lists its product as uncharacterized. Bases 1 to 1995 code for a protein of 664 amino acids. NCBI's taxonomy places the organism in Eukaryota, Fungi, Ascomycota, Sordariomycetes, Hypocreales, Nectriaceae. The transcript is spliced from 7 exons. Gene Ontology annotation, molecular function: ATP binding; ATP hydrolysis activity. The record is from RefSeq and is a predicted model, not a curated record.
AUGAACUGGGACACUCCGCCUAUCACGAACCCGGACUGGGACGGUGUCGGCGACUCUCAAAUGAACGACGCUUGGGAUGCCGUUCGAUAUAACUAUGAAGAUGUCGAGCAACCCGGGUUGAUUCGUGAAGUCAAGGAUGCCUUUGCCAAAUUCGACAACCAUGGCCGGUUCGUCAAAUGGCUUGACGAGAUGCCCUAUGGUGAGGUGCUGAAGGAUAUUCGUGAAAUAAAGCGAGUUCGGGGUAAAUAUGCUGUUGUCUGUGGCCGUUUCCCAACCAAGGACAGUACUUGGGAGGUCCGAACCAUCUGGAUCAACAACCCCGUCCUUCAAGCAAUUCUCUUCGACGUCUUCAAAGGCCAUCCUGAUGUGACCGGCGGCAAAGACAUCCUUGAAUUCAAAGCGCCAUUUGUUCCUCUCAUUCAUCGCUGGGAGCAGCUAUGCAAGCUGGCACACGACAACGCCGGUUCUGAGAAGCAGGAGCUCAUGAAACUCUUUGUCGAUAUGCUCAAGGAGGAGCUGCAAGACACUCUCAGUCGAGUCAAGAGAAUCAAGGAGACUGGGUGCGCUUCUUGGGAAGACCUUGAGUUUGUCUUCAAGCCUGGCCAGCUCUUCUUCCGCUCAGAAGACCCGAUAGCUGCAGGAAUUUCCCACACAUAUAAGGAAGGUUUUCUUUCAGUGUACCAGAUUGCUUGGACUGGUUCAGAAUAUUCUACGUGCAGUUCCAUAUUCGUGGUCCCUGUCUUCCACGGUACCCGGCCGCUCUCUGAUCUCAUCGUCAGGCCGAUCUGGGCAUGCCCCGAGAAUGAUGUCAAUUCUCUAAAGGCUGCCCUCAUCAGACGUGGACGUAAGUAUGAAGACCUACGAGGCAUACAUUUCCGCUUUCAUCAAAGCCCGACCCAGCCGGGUAAACCUCAGCCACGCGAAGAACCUCCUUCAGAUUGCCAUGAAACAGAGGGGCGAGUUAUCGUUGAUACAGACGAGCAUAAUGAUGGCUGGGGUCAGUGUGUAGGAUCCCGGCACUACCUAAAUAUCCACGACGCCAUGAAGGCGGAUAGUGACGACUCCAAGCCCUCUACGCCUGAUGAUCACCAAGAAUCUCAGGAAGCCAGCGAUCCGAAGGGCGAAGAAAGAGAUGGCUCUGGCCGCCUUACGGAUGAGGAAGCCAUGUUAACUGUCUCAACUGUAAACUGCUUCUCGAUCGAACGAAAGGUGUGGUGCUAUUCCGAGAUCGACCAUCUCACCGACAUUGAAUGGAACACUCAGGCCAUCAACAACCUCGUCAUCGAUGAAGCAGAGAAGAGACUCUUGGUGGGGUUUGUUGGCGCAACAAAGAACGGACAGUUGCAGCAUUUCGACGACUUUGUCCAUGGAAAGGGAAAGGGUCUUGUCAUGCUCUUGUGUGGCCCCCCCGGUACGGGAAAGACAUUCACUGCAGAAUCUGUCUCCGAGAAUCUGAAGCGUCCCCUCUACCGCAUUGAUAGUUCGGAUCUUGGAAUGGAUACCUCCAAAUUGGAGGGCAAUCUCAAGACUGCUCUUGAUCGCUGUUCCCGCUGGGAUGCCAUUCUCUUACUUGAUGAGGCCGACGUAUUCCUUGAAAAGCGCACCAGCAGUAACCUCAAGCAGAACGAGAUGACCACCAUUUUCCUUCGCCUCCUGGAAUACUACAAGGGUCUCAUGAUUCUAACCACCAACCGCUACCCUGCCAUCGACCCCGCGUUCGAGUCACGCAUCGACCUUUCGUUCGUCUUCCAGGAUCUUGAGCCUGCCUCACGAGGCAAGAUCUGGUACAACUUCCUCGUCAGAGAGAACAAGGAGCUGGCUGAGGACAGUAACGCGAUUGCGAAACUGGCCAGCAUGCCUCUGAAUGGCCGGCAGAUCAAGAGUGCCGUCAAAACUGCUCGAAUCCUGGCUGCCAGCGAGAACUUGCCUCUUGCAGUUGAUCAUUUGCAGACGGUUGUUUUCAUGCGAAUGAAGUCAUUGAAGAUGCUAGAGUAG